Molecule: messenger RNA, 1979 nt
Organism: Balearica regulorum gibbericeps (East African grey crowned-crane)
Lineage: Eukaryota; Metazoa; Chordata; Aves; Gruiformes; Gruidae
Source: RefSeq, a predicted model, not a curated record
CUUCUCCUGAGGGACGCCGCCUGCUCCCCGGGUGGGUCUCGGAGGAGCUCUCGGGGCCCUCUCGCCCUGCGGGAGCCACGUCUGGAGCUCCGAGCUGAGGCGAAAAGCGCCGAGCGUGAAGGCGGGCGGGGAAGUCUGCCCUGUGGUGGGGCCUGGGGCUUGAGCGAGUUAAAGGGAAGAAAACGUCUGCGAGACAGAGCUCGGCAAGACGAGGAGGAUGGGGAGGGAGAAGAUGAUGCUGAAGUCCAGCAAGAAUGCCUGAAGAAAUUUUCAACCCCAGACUAUAUAAUGGAGCCAUCUAUAUUUAACACGUUAAAGAGAUAUUUCCAAGCAGGAGGUUCUCCAGAGAAUGUUAUCCAGCUCCUCUCUGAAAACUACACUGCAGUGGCACAGACUGUAAAUUUGCUGGCAGAGUGGCUCAUUCAAACAGGUGUUGAGCCAGUGCAAGUUCAGGAGACUGUAGAAAACCAUUUAAAGAGCUUACUUAUCAAGCAUUUUGACCCUCGGAAAGCAGAUUCCAUCUUUACAGAGGAAGGAGAGACUCCAGCCUGGCUUGAGCAAAUGAUAGCACAUACUACGUGGAGAGAUCUCUUUUACAAGUUGGCAGAAGCCCAUCCUGACUGUUUAAUGCUUAAUUUUACUGUGAAGCUUAUAUCUGAUGCUGGAUAUCAAGGGGAAAUAACUAGUGUUUCAACAGCAUGUCAGCAACUGGAAGUAUUUUCCAGAGUCCUGCGUACAUCUCUGGCAACAAUUUUAGAUGGAGGAGAAGAAAACCUUGAAAAAAACCUCCCUGAGUUUGCUAAGAUGGUGUGCCAUGGAGAACACACAUACCUUUUUGCUCAAUCUAUGAUGUCCAUAUUAGCUCAAGAAGAGCAAGGAGGAUCAGCUGUCAGACGAAUCGCUCAGGAGGUUCAGCGAUAUGCUCAUGAGAAAGGCCAUGAUGCGAGUCAGAUCACUUUAGCAUUGGGUACUGCAGCCUCCUAUCCUCGGGCGUGUCAGGCUCUUGGUGCGAUGUUGUCCAAAGGAGCUCUGAAUCCAGCAGAUAUCACUGUCCUGUUCAAAAUGUUUACAAGCAUGGACCCACCUCCAGUAGAACUGAUUCGAGUACCUGCCUUUCUGGACCUCUUCAUGCAGUCAUUGUUCAAGCCAGGUGCUAAGAUUAACCAGGACCACAAACAUAAAUAUAUUCACAUACUGGCAUAUGCAGCUAGUGUAGUAGAGAUGUGGAAAAAGAACAAGAGAGUCAGCAUAAACAAGGAUGAACUCAAGUCAACUUCAAAAGCCAUUGAAACUGUUCACAAUCUGUGUUGCAAUGAGAAUAAAGGAGCAUCAGAGUUGGUUGCAGAACUGAGCACUCUCUAUCAGUGCAUCAGAUUCCCAGUGGUGGCAAUGGGUGUAUUAAAGUGGGUGGAUUGGACGGUGUCAGAACCACGAUACUUCCAGCUGCAGACUGAUCACACUCCGGUUCAUCUGGCAUUAUUGGAUGAGAUCAGUACAUGCCAUCAGCUGCUUCAUCCCCAGGUUCUACAACUUCUUGUCAAGCUCUUUGAAACAGAACAUUCGCAGCUUGAUGUAAUGGAGCAGCUGGAACUGAAGAAGACUCUCUUGGAUAGAAUGGUGCACUUACUCAGUCGAGGAUAUGUCCUACCUGUUGUCAGCUAUAUCCGCAAAUGCCUGGAGAAGCUAGAUACAGAUAUCUCUCUCAUCAGAUACUUUGUUACAGAGGUGCUGGAUGUGAUUGCUCCUCCAUAUACCUCAGACUUUGUACAGCUUUUUCUUCCAAUCUUGGAGAAUGAAAGUAUUGCAGGUACUAUUAAAACAGAAGGUGAACAUGAUCCUGUCACUGAGUUUAUAGCUCAUUGCAAAUCUAACUUUAUUAUGAUGAACUAAGCAGUGGAAAAUACCAAGAAUGCAGAGUACAUGAUCACUACUUUGCCAUACUCUCCACCAGUAAGGUUCUAUAACUGGGCAACAGCAGC